Messenger RNA from Zerene cesonia (dogface butterfly), 6643 nucleotides. RefSeq names its product signal-induced proliferation-associated 1-like protein 1. Gene Ontology annotation, molecular function: protein binding; GTPase activator activity. Gene Ontology annotation, biological process: regulation of small GTPase mediated signal transduction; activation of GTPase activity. The transcript has 15 exons. Lineage: Eukaryota; Metazoa; Arthropoda; Insecta; Lepidoptera; Pieridae. Gene Ontology annotation, cellular component: cytoplasm. The record is from RefSeq and is a predicted model, not a curated record. Bases 382 to 3666 code for a protein of 1094 amino acids.
GUCACACAGUCGUUGUCAAUUUUCUUGUGCAUUUUUCUUUAAAUCUGCACUAACUGCAUUAUGUAUUUUAUAAGUUUCCAUAAAAAUGUUCUUAUGUUGUGUGCGGAAAAAGUUAUAAAAUAAUUUGAAUUGUAGUCCCAAAAGUAUUAUUACCACAUAAUGGACAAUAAUAACUUAAACUUCACUUGAUCUGUGUGUUGUGCUACUUUUCAAAUAACUGUAAAACGGCAAAGUUAUUCGUCGAAGCUAAAUGUAUUUGUAAAUAAACAUCUAUUUAUAAUUUCCCUUCAAGUUAUCAAUGAACAUAAAAUUAAUUUUUCGUCGUUGAGUUGAGACAAUAGGUGAAAUAAUAUCACGGAUUGCUACUGUCAAAAGAAUGCAAUGUACGCUCCGGAUCAUCAUAGACGGAAAGAAGUUAAGGAUGUUAUGUAUCGCAGUAAUUCUAGCCUUGACUUGAUAUACGCUGAACAUCCAUCAGGAAAUGGUCUUCGCCGUGAAUACGGGAGCCACGGUUCCAUUGACGUGAUCGGCGGUGCAAACGACCGUUUGCCCACUAUGGUGCACAACUACAGCGGUGUAUCCAGUGGAGAGAAACCGUCGAGUUUAACUCGAGUCACGGACCGUUUCUCCGAAAUCUUAACUAGUGAUCAUGCUGAUGGCCCAACCCCACGAGCAAGUGUAAGCCCUAAACCUCGACUUAAGCUUAACAAACUAUGGGGCGGAAAUGCGCCUCUAAUAUCUCGCCAUUCUAAUGACGAUAGCUCUAUUUCCAACAUUGCUGAUGUUAACAAAAGAAAACAAUUUGCACAUUAUGACUGCCAAUCUCUUAUGGCAAAUUUGAGUUAUGCAGCAGAAAUACGAGGCGCUUUGUUAAGUCGCCGUCGAAAUACGACAACUGGUGCAUCAGCAGCAUCUCUUUUAGCAACCCGUGGAUUGCCUCCAGGCGAAGACACUGUACCAGAUACAGGGGAUGGCCGAUCCAAUGAGCUACUUGAAAGCUGUCCAUUUUUCAGAAAUGAAUUAGGGGGGGAGGAAGAGAGAUGUGUAUCAUUAUGUCACCGCACUGCUCGUGGUGGAAUCCCCGGUCAAUAUGGCGGCUGGCAUCGACCUCGAGCCGCAUACGGAUUUUCAGUGCUAGAGUUUCCGCCGGGACACACACAUUGGCGACACGGUUGUCCUUACGCAAAAACCGUUUCUCCCCUUCCCGUCGAAAGUCAAGAUCUUGGUGCACUAUAUUAUAGGAACUAUUUCUACACUCAACCUCAUCAAAACUGGUUUGGUAUGGAUGAAAACCUUGGUCCUAUAGCUAUUUCUAUCAAAAAGGAAAGAGUUGAAUUACGUCGGGGAGGAGGAGAUGCGUCUGCACCUGCAUCCCAGCUUGCUUGGCAAUACAGACUCAUUAUCAGAACGUCUGAAUUACUAACCUUGCGAGGAUCUGUCUUGGAAGAUGUUUUACCUAUUGUGAAACCCAGUAAUAACAGUGCCACUUAUAAUACGAAAGAAGUUUUAGAUUAUAUCGCUCCUGAAUUACAGCUUAAUUGCUUGAGACUCGGCAUUACAAAUACUGCUACAGAGGAACAAUUAUUACGAUUAGAUGAACAACGUGUUACCAGGCAUUAUAAAGUUGGUGUUAUGUAUUGCAAAAGUGGUCAAUCCACAGAGGAAGAAAUGUAUAACAAUCAAGAAGCUGGCCCUGCAUUUGUCGAAUUUCUACAAAUGCUCGGACAAACUGUGAGAUUAAAGGAAUUCGACAAGUACAAAGCGGGAUUAGAUAAUCGCACCGACUCGACCGGGCUAUAUUCUGUUUAUACGACGUAUCAAGGGUGCGAAAUAAUGUUCCAUGUGUCAACCAUGCUUCCGUAUACACCAAAUAACCGACAGCAGUUGCUAAGGAAGCGGCACAUAGGCAACGAUAUAGUCACUAUUGUCUUCCAAGAACCGGGCGCGGCACCGUUCACACCGCGUAAUAUACGAUCUCAAUUCCAACAUGUUUUUGUUGUUGUUAGAGUAAUUGAUCCAUGUUCAGAGAAUACGCAUUAUAGCAUAGCCGUAAGUCGGGCUAAAGAAGUGCCUUUGUUUGGACCGCCGAUAAAAGAUGGAGCUGUUUACCCGAAGGGUGAAGCGUUUACUGAUCUGUUACUUAGUAAGAUAAUAAAUGGUGAAAAUGCAGCCAUACAGUCACCUAAGUUUAGUACAAUGGCAACACGAACGCGACAAGAGUACCUGAAAGAUUUAGCUAAGAAUUACGUCACAGCCACCACUGUAGAAACGGGUCAAAAAUUUUCAAUAUUUUCAUCAUUAUUAAUGAAGAGUAGCAAUAAUUCAAGCAGUAACAAUGCAUUAGUUCAAAAACUAGAAGAUUGUAGCAAUGAUGUCCUAGUUGGUGGUGCCCUAUGUUUUCAUGUACAAGUACAAGAUGAAGGAUCGGGUGGCACAUUGCUUGAAUGUAUAAUGGGCGUGUCGGCUGAUACCAUAGUCUUUGUCGAGGAACAUUCAAGGCAGAUAAUUUUAGCGGUGCCAACUAAUACUUUACUUGGAUGGAUAGUAACGGGUGAAUGGACACGAAUAUACUACCACCGCGGCGAAAGCGUGCGCGUGCGCAACGGUACCGACGCGCUGCUGCGGCGGCUCGCCAGCGUGGCGCCGGCGCACGCGCAUGCGCUCUCCGAGAUCACGCUAGAGCGAGGUGCUGCGUCGCAACUUGGUUUCCACGUCCAACCGGACGGGCUGGUGACGGCGGUGGAGGGCGGCGGGCCGGCGGCGCGCGCGGGCGUGCGGCGCGGCGCGCGCCUGCUCGAGGUGUGCCGCGCCGCCGUCGUCGCGCUGCCGCACGAUCACCUGGUCGACCUGCUGAAGACCUCCGACCCCGUCACCGUGACGCUAACGUUCGCAACGAGCGGGCGGUGCGAGUGCCAGAGCUACGCGGGCGAGGCGUGGGCGCAGCAGCCGGGCCGCCGCCGCGCCGCCUCGCCGCCGCGCUCCGACACGUCCGGAUAUGGCACCGGUGGUUCAGGCCGCAGUGCAGCGUCACCCGGCGGCGAGGCGGCGGUGCGUCGCCGCUCGCAAGAUGACUCGCCGAGACAUGCGCGCCGUCCGCGGGCCUCCGCUAAUACGUCCUCACUCACUGAGGAGCUGAUGCGCCUGAUGGACGCUGAGCUGGGCGAGUCCAAGUCGAACAGCGCGGGCGCGUCCGCAGCGCCGAGUCGGUCGAGCAGCUCGGGGGGGAACCCCCUGCCCCUGCCCGAUGCCUCCGCACUGGACUGGGCCGCGCUCGUGCACACCGCGACUAGGGCUAUGUUACAGAUAUGUGAAGAGCAUCAAUACCCAUCUCUGGAUACCUCAGAAUCACCUCUAGAGACACUGCCGAAUGAUUCUGCUCGUGAGUGGAAUGAAAGGCCUUCGAACGAGCGCGUAACGCCCGUAGCGGCCGGCAGCAGCGCGGCCAAGCCGAGCGCCGAGGCGAGCGCGUGCGGCUGCGGGCUCGCCGAGCGCGUCGCGGCGCUGGAGGCGGACGCGGCAUGCGCGCAGCGACACCACCACCAGCUGGAGGAGGAGGUAAAACGUCUAAGACGCCACAACGCGCGCUUGCGCGAGGAAUCGGCGCGCGCAGUGUGGCAACUGCGGCAUUUCACACAAUGGCUUAAACGGACGGUCGAUAAACAAUAAUAACCUAAACACAACCUAUAACGGGUGAUUAUUACCAGUAGAUUAAACUUAAGAAAAUACUCCAUUUUGCCGGUUACAUAUACGUACGUACAGUAGUAUCAGAUUUAAACAACUUAAUGCACACUUUUUUUUACAUGGUUAUGUAGAUGUUUUGAUUUAAUUAAUGUCACCGAUUCUGAUGUGGUUAAUACAACUGUAAAACAUUUAAGCCUAUGUAGAAAUAUUCAUCCGAUGUGCUUGUGAUUAAGUACAAUUAAAAACCGUUAAGGUGUGAUGAAUUUAUAUAAGUUAGUGUUUUAUAUAGCUGUGCUUUCAUUAGGACACUUUAUUGAAACUUUCACUCUAUUUCAGUAGUUCGCAGUCAGAUAGUAGUACCCGGGUCACUCACAUGCGUGCAAACAUUCGCGCAUUGUACAAAUGUUUGCGCAUUAUACAAAUGUUGGGGACAAAAAUUUGCAAACAUCUUAAUUACCUAUGUGUUAUGGUGCUAGUAUUCGUGCGAAUGUUAGUGACCGGUAUUAUACAACGAAAAUGUUGACUAUAAUUCAAUAUCAGAAUCGGGGCUAUUAGCGUUAACCAUUAAACAGGUUAUGUCAGCUUAUUACAUUGUAUCAAUUAAUUAGACUAUUUAAUUGGCAACGACACAUGGAAGCACAACAUUCCGUCCAUACUUUUGAACUAUUAUUUUAGGGUAAAUGGAAAGACAACUUAUAGUUUUCUCCAUAGACAUGUCAAUUUGUAUUUUAACGUGCCACUUUUGAUUGAUACGUGAAAUUACUAUUUCUUUUAUUUACUUGUUCGUAAUAAAUAUAAUAAGUUCCUAUCAAUUACAAGCUUCAAUUUGGCAAUAUAAAGUUCAAUUAUCUUACUCUAUUAUGUAAAAAAAAAAAACAAGACGUUUAAUCUUUUAAAACUAUCAUUACAUUUAAAAGUAAUUUAAGAUCAUACUAAAGUGAAAUUCAAAUUAGCAUUCAUCCAAUAAUGUACUUAUUUGGCAGAGUAAUUUAACUUGUAUAAAAUAGUUUAAAAAAAUUCACAUGCAAAAUGCAGUUAAAAAUAAUGUUUAAGAAAUUGAAGUUAAUAAUUAAUGAUCAAUCUGUGCAGAUUCGUGUAAUUCACUAACUUACUGUAAUGGUAUAAUAAUUAUUAUUUGAUCGCUUAUUGCACCUUAUUGUUAUACAAUGUUGCCUUCAUAAAAGUAAGUUGAUUUAAUCUGUAAAGCGAAAAUGAGUGAUACAUGGUAUUUCCAAAGAAUAAUUUCUUAUGAAAAGACGAAUAACGAAUAUUCGCGCUGUAUCUUAUGAAUUUUGUGCCUUUCUUCGGCUUCUGGCGAAGCUAUUGUGUUGGCGUACUUUAAGUAACAUUUUAUGAUAGUAUUGUAGGUAUAAAGUUUGUUAUUGCCUAAUUAUUGUAAACAUUAUAUUAUUCUAAUGAUUAUGGUUGCUGUUUUUGUUUCAUUAACGUAUUUCAUGAUGUUUAAUGAUGAAGUUAAUUAAUCUCGCGUGUUAUAACUGUGGUUAUAUACAUUAUUAUUAGAUAUAAGAUAAGUGUAACGUGUUAUAACUUUAUUUAUGUCGUUUACCCUUGUAAUGAUUUAUUUGGCGAAUUUCGGCAAAUAUAAUGCACUCUCUAUUAUAUAACAAUUAAAAUAUACAUAGACUGACGCACACAUUUAUUCUCUUAUGAAGUUUUUUUUUAUUUUAGUUUUAUCAUUCUUUAUUAAAAUAAUGAUAACGUACAGAAAAUAUCAAUAAGUACACGAGGGACUUUGUUUAUUCAUUUUGUUACAAAAAUGCUAAAAAAUAUUCUUAAAGCUCCCAAUUAGCCAUUUGUUCAAUUAAAAUAGAUGAGCAAUCUAUUUAAUUUUUAACUUAUCUAUAUUGUGUGUUAUAUUUUGAUCCAUGAUUAAUUUGUGAUAGGCGUACAUGCAAACUUAUUCUAUAUAUAAUAACUUUUUCAAACGGCAUUUUUAUUCAUUAUUUUGUAUAUAAAGGAAUCUCAAGCUUAGAUUUUAUAGAAAAACGAGAGCUUUAUUAGUUUAAGCCACAUGAACAAUGAAUUCUUAAGUAGGAAAUACGUUAUUAUAUUUAUUAUUUUUUAUUAUUUUAAUCAAUCCGCCGUAUUACGUAUUUAUUUUUGUCGAAUUGUCAAACGAAUUGCUAUAUUUGACAGUGUUAGUUAAAAUGUUGUAUAAAGUUAUGCAUAGCAGUGCCCAGUUUAAAGUUAGUUUGUGUUAAUGAGACAUUUGUCUACAAUAUUUUUAUAUAGUUAUAUUGUUCCCUGAUUCUUAAUCAUUAUUACCAAAUAGCCAUGUUUCGAGAAAAUAGUAACAAUCUAUUAAUUUUGAAAUAUUAUGAAAGCAAUUACCGUUUUAUAAGAUUGACCCACUGGCCAUGUCGUAUAGUUUCUGUACUUAUAAAUGUAACAUUUAUGGUUAAUUUUUCUUAGAUUGCCACUUGCAGAUAUUAAAAGAAUAAGUAUCUUAAAACACAACACAUUACACUAUUCGUGAAGAUAAUAACAACAUUCAGUAAAUACUGAACCUAUUCAUUAUUAUGCAAACAAAUAUUUAUAUUCCAAAUUAAGAAAUCACAAAUUAAGAAACUAAGGUCUGAUCGCAAUCGAUCAUUUAAUUUAUUUAAAUGAUCGAUUAACGAAUAAUGUUGGUAGUUAGUACCGUCAGCAAAACUAACUAGUUGUAAGAAGUAUUUCAAUAAAAGCAUUUCAUAUGCUUUGUUUAGUAGAUACUUAGAUUUUGAAUUAUGAGGCGUGUUAUAUGUAGGCUUCUGUUGGCGAAAUUAGUUUUAAAUUGACAAACAACGAAACUUUUAUAUUCGGUAUCGCCUAUAAAAUACUUAUUGAAAUUGUGUUAAACACUAUUCUCGUAUAUUGUAACUUUUGUAAUUUGAUUGUAUAUCCCACCUGUCACAGAGCUGACCACAUUAACAAAUUGUAAAGUAUGUUCUAUGUACGCAUA